Molecule: messenger RNA, 1428 nt
Organism: Aspergillus bombycis
Lineage: Eukaryota; Fungi; Ascomycota; Eurotiomycetes; Eurotiales; Aspergillaceae
Product: 60S ribosomal uL6 domain-containing protein
Exons: 8
Coding region: 1-1428 (475 amino acids)
Biological process (GO): cytoplasmic translation
Cellular component (GO): ribosome; cytosolic large ribosomal subunit
Molecular function (GO): rRNA binding; structural constituent of ribosome
Source: RefSeq, a predicted model, not a curated record
AUGCUACCUCAACGGCGCAUCAAACUUUUGGCUAUUGCUGCCCUAGCGCUGGUUAUCAUAGUCUUCUAUCUUUCGAGUGAUGCACGGAGAGUACAGAACCAGAAGUUCUACCAGUCUACUGUCGCCGCAAUAGAAGCACACAAGCAGACGAACGAACCUGGGUUAGCUGCAGGCAGCUCCCCGGGUGAGCAACGGUUAAGCGGGAACCCGACUCAAGGGGACACAGCAAAGCCCGCAGACGACAAGAUGGCGCCAGCGAUUCCAAGAAACCGCGAUGAAGAGACGGAGGAGAUAUCGAUUGCCGGGCGGAGAAAGAUGACGGUUCCUAAAGACCGCAACAAUCCAGAAAGACAAGACCCGGCAUCAGGUACCGAUGAGCGUGUGGAAGCGAAGACCGAGCUUAAUAGUAUACUAAAACGAUCGCCGAUUAUUGUCUUUUCCAAGUCAUAUUGCCCCCAUAGCGCCCGGGCCAAGUCUAUCCUCUUAGACAAAUACUCAAUUGUCCCAGCACCUUACGUGGUAGAGCUUGAUCAACAUGCAUUGGGCCAACCACUGCAAGCUCUAUUGGCAGAGAAUACUGGCCGCCGCACCGUGCCUAAUGUUCUAGUUAGUGGAAGAAGCAUUGGUGGCGGGGAUGAAGUGGCCGCUCUCGAUGAGAAGGAUGAGUUGGCGUCAACAUUCAGGACGUUGGGAGGACAGUGGGUCCAGGAGCGACGCACAACCCGUGAUUUUCACUCCACCAAAGAAAGCGACCGGUUGCCUUUGAGGAAUUUCGAUCCUUUCGAACGACUGACCGCACGACGACAUCGACAAUUCUCCCUCGGACAUUCCACAGCCCACGCAGUCAAGAUGCGGUACAUUCACUCCGAGGAACGGCUGCCCAUCCCCGAGAAUGUGAAGGUUCACAUUCGCUCCCGGGUUGUGACCGUUGAGGGUCCUCGAGGCAAGCUUGUUAAGGAUCUCUCCCAUAUCGCUGUCACCUUCAGCCGCCCUGAGAAGGAUGUCAUCUCUAUUGAGAUGCACCACGGUGCCCGCAAGGGUGUUGCUGCCCUGCGUACCGUCCGCACCCUCAUCAACAACUUGAUCAUUGGUGUCACCAAGGGCUUCAAGUACAAGAUGCGCUACGUCUAUGCUCACUUUCCCAUCAACGUCAACAUUGAGAAGAACGCUGAGACUGGCCUCUACGAAGUUGAGAUCAGAAACUUCUUGGGUGAGAAGUACGUUCGUCGUAUCACUGCCCAGCCCGGUGUUGAGGUCGCCACUUCCCCCAACGUCAAGGAUGAGCUUCAGCUCUCCGGAAACUCCCUCGAGGGUGUCUCCCAGAGCGCUGCCGACAUCCAGCAGAUCUGCAGAGUCCGCAACAAGGAUAUCCGAAAGUUCCUUGACGGUCUGUACGUGUCAGAGCGGGGUAACAUUGUUGAGGAAUAA